Molecule: messenger RNA, 5424 nt
Organism: Ochotona princeps (American pika)
Lineage: Eukaryota; Metazoa; Chordata; Mammalia; Lagomorpha; Ochotonidae
Gene: SKIC3
Product: SKI3 subunit of superkiller complex
Exons: 43
Coding region: 290-4978 (1562 amino acids)
Cellular component (GO): Ski complex
Molecular function (GO): protein binding
Source: RefSeq, a predicted model, not a curated record
GCGCAUGCGCUCUCGCCCCAGUCUCGAGCCCUUCUUUUGGGAGGGGUGAGGUGGGGCGGGUGUGUAGUACAGCCGCAUUUGUUCCUGAUGGAAAUGGGACAGGAGUGUGAAUUCAGUUUGGAAAGAAGACAGAGGUGGUGCUAAUAGAUGAGAGGUUAUUUCUAAUCAAAAUCACUGGUUUGAGAAAACUUAAUGUAAUAUCAGUAUUGGUAUUACCCACUCUAAUCAAGAUUUGUAGACUGCAACAAAAUCCUUCCAUCUGUAAAUUAAUACCAAGAUAAUUUCAAGAAUGUCCAGCAAGGAAGUGAAGACGGCUCUGAAAAGUGCCAGAGAUGCAAUCAAGAACAAAGAGUACAAAGAAGCUUUGAAGCAUUGUAAGACAGUGUUGAAACAAGAGAAAAAUAACUAUAAUGCCUGGGUUUUUAUUGGGCUUGCCGCAGCUGAGCUGGAACAGCCUGACCAGGCUCUGGGCGCCUAUAGGAAAGCUGCUGAGCUAGAACCAGACCAGUUGCUUGCAUGGCAGGGAUUAGCAAGUUUGUAUGAGAAAAGUAAUCACAUAAAUGCUAAGGAUGACUUACCCAGGGUUUACCAGAAGCUUCUGGAUCUUUAUGAAAGUGCUAAUAAGGAGAAGUGGUGUGAUGUGUGUAAGAAACUUGUGGAUCUAUAUCACCAAGAAAAGAAACAUCUGGAGGUGGCUCGAACAUGGCACAGACUGAUCAAGACACGGCAGGAAGAUGGUGCAGACAACAAGGAGCUCCAUCAGCUGUGGCGGAAGCUGACCCAGCUGCUGGCAGAGAGCACCCAGGACCAGAACAACGAGACCCAGCAGUUGCUUUUAACUGCAUUUGAGAAUGCACUGGACUUGUCAGAGAAGAUUCCGAGUGAGGAUCACCAAAUGCUUUAUAAACAUUUCAUCCACUGUUUAUCCAAAUGUCCUCAUGAGUCGGCCCGGUUGAAGGCGGCCUGUGAAGGAAUGAUAGACGUCUAUCCCACGGUGCAGUAUCCAUUGGAAGUGCUUUGCUUGCAUUUGAUUCAGUCAGGAUGUCUUACUGAGGAGGGACAGCAAUACUGUUGCAGACUGUUAGAAAUGGAUUCAAAAAGUGGUCCAGGCCUUAUCGGAUUAGGUGUCAAAGCACUGCAAGACAAGAAGUAUGAAGCUGCUAUUCAGAACCUAUCAGAAGGAUUAAGGGAGAGCCCUCUCUGCACAACUGGAUGGUAUCAUCUGGCAGAAGCCCAAGUCAAAAUUCAUAAGCCCAAGGAAGCUGUUCUUUCAUGCAAUGAAGCGUUGAAGCAUGUAGAGAAGCUUGGUGCAUCUGGGAGCAGUCUGCAGCAGAAGAAUCUGUGUCUGCGUUUGAAAGCAGAGGCGUUGAUUCAAGCCGCAGACUGUGACUCUGCCGAGGAAGCAGUUCGCACGCUGGACCAGGUUUCCGAUGCAAAUAAUGUCCCAGAACUUCUGGUUCUCAAAGGCUUGGCCUAUCUGAACAAAGGCUCAUUAGAUGAAGCUACAAAGAUUAUGGAAGACCUUCUCUCUUCUUAUCCUGACCUAGCUGCAGUCCAUGCCCUGGAAGCUUUAAUUCAUUUUACCAGAAAGGACUACCUCCAAGCAGAAAAAUGUUUUCAGGCAGCAGUGGAGAAGGCUGCUGAUGUUGCUGAAUAUCAUUACCAACUUGGGCUAACAUAUUGGUUCAUGAGUGAAGAAACAAGAAAAGAUAAAGCAAAGGCUCUUACCUACUUUCUAAAGGCCGCAAAACUGGAUACAUACAUGGGCAAGGCUUUCUGCUAUUUGGGUCAUUAUUACCGAGACGUGGUUGGAGAUAAAAACAGAGCCCGCGGAUGUUACAGGAAAGCUUUUGAAUUAGACAAAGCGGAUAGUGAAGCGGGAGCUGCUGCAGUUGACCUGAGUGUGGAGCUUGAAGACAUGGAAACGGCCCUAGCUAUCCUAACAGCAGUAACUCAGAAAGCAGGUGCUGGAACAGCGAAGUGGGCCUGGCUUAGGCGUGGACUGUACUAUUUGAGAGCGGGUCAACAUUCUCAAGCAGUGGCUGAUUUACAGGCAGCAUUAAGGGCAGACCCAAAGGACUUUAAUUGUUGGGAGUCAUUAGGAGAAGCAUACUUAAGCAGAGGGAGCUAUACGACGGCCUUGAAAUCCUUCACAAAAGCCAGUGAGCUGAACCCAGAAUCCGUAUACAGUGUGUUUAAGGUUGCAGCAAUACAACAAAUCCUAGGCAGAUACAAGGAGGCUAUAGCUCAAUACCAGCUGAUCAUUAAAAGGAAAGAAGAUUAUGUGCCUGCUUUGAAAGGUUUGGGCGAAUGCCAUCUCCUGAUGGCCAGAGCAGCUCUCGUGGAUUUUCUUGAUGGAAAAGCUGUGGACCACAUAGAAAAAGCACUGGAAUAUUUCACUUGGGCCCUGCAGCACCGAGCUGAUGUGUCCUGCCUUUGGAAGCUGAUCGGUGAUGCCUGCACCUGCCUGCAUGCUGUCUCCCCAUCCAAAGUGAACGUCCGUGUCUUGGGAGUGCUACUAGGUCAGAAGGAAGGAAAGCAAGCACUAAAGAAAAGUGAGCUCCUGCAUCUGGGAGGAAGGUGUUAUGGUCGUGCACUGAAGCUAAUGUCUACUUCUAAUACAUGGUGUGAUCUUGGGAUCAAUUACUAUCGCCAAGUACAGCACCUUGCAGAAACAGGCAGCAAUGAAAGUGAUCUUCAAGAGUUGCUGGAGAAAUCUCUACAUUGUCUGAAGAAGGCGGUGAGACUCGACAGUAGUAAUCACGUGUACUGGAAUGCUCUCGGUGUGGUGGCCUGUUACAGUGGUAUUGGAAAUUAUGCCCUUGCUCAGCAUUGCUUCAUCAAAUCAAUCCAGUCAGAACAAAUCAAUGCUGUUGCAUGGACCAACUUGGGAGUGUUGUACCUGGCAAACGAGCACAUUGAGCAAGCUCAUGAAGCUUUCAAAAUGGCUCAGUCCCUUGAUCCAUCUUACUUAAUAUGCUGGAUUGGACAAGCUCUUAUUGCAGAGGCAGUUGGAAGUUAUGAUACCAUGGAUCUCUUCAGGCACACCACAGAGCUCAGUAUGCACACGGAGGGAGCCAUAGGUUAUGCAUACUGGGUGUGCACAACACUGCAAGAUAAGAGCAACCGAGAGACGGAGUUGUACCAGUACAACAUUCUCCAGAUGAAUGCUAUCCCAGCAGCACAGGUUGUCUUGUGCAAAUACAUAGAAAGAAUUCAGAAUUAUGCUCCAGCUUUCACAAUGUUGGGUUACCUAAAUGAACACCUACAAUUGAAGAAGCAAGCAGCAGAUGCCUACCAAAGAGCAGUUUUGCUGUCUGUGGAAGACAAAGAUACAUACAAUGCUACAGUAAGACAUUAUGGCAGAUUGUUAUGUUCCAUUGGUGAAUAUGAUAAAGCUAUCCAGGCUUUUAAGUCUACGCCACUGGAAGAGUUAGAAGACAUCGUAGGUUUUGCAUUGGCUUUAUUUAUGAAGGGGCUGUAUAUAGAGAGCGGCAAAGCUUAUGAGAAAGCCUUGUCUGUUGUUGAAUCAGAGCAAGACAAAGCCCAUAUCUUAACAGCCCUGGCAAUCACGGAGUAUAAACAAGGGAAACUGGAUGCAGCUAAGACACUGCUGUUCAAAUGCUCUAUCUUAAAGGAACAAACUCCAGAGAGCCUCCAAGCACUGUGUGCUCUGGGCUUGGCCAUGCAGGACGCCACGCUGUCGAAAGCAGCCCUUAAUGAGUUACUGAAGCACAGCCAGCACAAAGGCAGUGGUUACCAGAGGUGCCUUCUGACCUCAGCCAUCCACGCCCUGCAAGGCCGCAGCGUGGCGGUGCAACGGCAGAUGUCCAAGGCCGUCCACAGUAAUCCUGCUGACCCUGCGCUUUGGUCUCUGUUGUCCCGUGUUGUUGCUCAGCAUGCCCAACGAAAUGCAAAGGGAGGUGCUGUGGCUGGAACUGUGGCUCAUAUUCUCGACUCAAAUCAUGGGAAGAAGGCACUACUGUACACUGCGGUCAACCAGUUGGCGAUGGGAAGCAGGUCAGCAGAAGAUGAGAGAAAUAUUGCUCUGAAGACCAUUCAGAAAGCAGCCCUUCUUGCUCCAGGUGACCCUGCUGUCUGGGCUGGGCUCAUGGCAGCAUGUCAUGCCGAUGAUAAACUGGCUUUGGUGAACAACACUCCCCCGAAGAGGAUGGAUUUAUAUUUGGCCCUGCUGUCUGCUGUUUCUGCUUCAAUUAAAGACAAAGAAUUCCUUGAAAAUUACAAGCAGUCUCUUGAAAAGUGGUCCCUAUCACAGGCUGUCACUGGUCUAGUCGACGCUGGAAGAACAGCUGAGGCCGAAGCUCUCUGCACAAAGAAUUUGAAAAGUAAUCCUGAUCAGCCAGCUGUUGUUUUGCUUUUGAGACAAGUUCAAUGUAAACCUCUCCUGGAGUCCGAGAAGCUUCUUCCAGAUGCUGUCCUGGAAGAACUGCAGAAGACAGUGAUGUCCAACUCGGCCUCUGUUCCAGCGUGGCAGUGGCUGGCUCAUGUCUAUCAGUCACAGGGAAUGAUGGGUGCUGCCGAGAUGUGCUACAGGAAGAGUCUCCAAGUGGCCUCGCAGCAGGGCAGCUGGAGCGGGAAGCUCUCGAGUCUGCUGAGACUCGCCCUGCUUGCCCUUGAAGUCUGCAGGGCUGAUGUUUCCAGUGACCACUGGCCAUCGUUGGUUCAAGAGGCUACCACCGAAGCCAUGAAACUUUGUUUUUGUCCAUUGGCUGUUCUUUUACAAGCCUUGUUACAGUUCAGUCGCAAAAUGGGGGCAAGAGACACACGGCGACUGCUGGAGAGAGUGGUCUAUCAACCUGGAUACCCCCAGUCUGUGGUAUCAGCUGCGCGUUGGUAUCUGCUGCGACACCUGCAUGCCAAAAAUGACUAUGAGCUCAUUGACGUGCUGAUCAAGAACGCAGAAACCCACAGCGAUACAAGGGCAUUGGAACUGAAUCAGAAAUUAUCCUCACAAUAGCAGUGGGUUAUUUUACAGUAAAGAAGCGUAGAAAUAACCGUGCAUCUUAAACAAUGAAUCAAGACCUCCCAAAGCACCAUUUUGUUAAAAACUAUAGUCAUCUAUUUGUUUUCUUACUUUUUAAUCUAAAGAGCUUGAAGUUCUUAAGUUAGGGAUGUAGCUUUCCAUUCACUCCUUACCUAAUUUUAAACUGAAAGGCACAAUGCGAGGAAAUCCACCCCCCCCCCCCCGGGUUGCAUACCAGUUAUCUGUAAACAUGGCUGUGUGCUUCUUGCAUGGUGCACGAUUGGGUACCUUGGUUUUUUUUAAGCCCUUACAAUAAAGCCUUAAUAGCCAUUCUCUAAAUAAUCUGCAAAAGCAGAUUAGCACAAUGCAGAAUUUUAGUUUGUAAAAAAAAAUUCAGUUAGUUUUUCCUGUAGAGUUCAGUCCAACUCAUCAUAAAAUCC